This is a messenger RNA of Pygocentrus nattereri (red-bellied piranha), 3723 nucleotides long. RefSeq names its product V-set and transmembrane domain-containing protein 2-like protein (gene vstm2la). NCBI's taxonomy places the organism in Eukaryota, Metazoa, Chordata, Actinopteri, Characiformes, Serrasalmidae. The transcript is spliced from 4 exons. The coding region runs from base 210 to 848 and encodes 212 amino acids. The record is from RefSeq and is a predicted model, not a curated record.
GAGACGCCGUUCAGCUCUCACUCGCGCGAGCCGGAGACUCUGCCGCGAGCUCGGUGUGGAGAGGAGCUUCUUCUGGAGAGGAGAAGGAAAGAAAAGAACACGACAGAUAAAGAAAGAAGGAAGUGAAGCUGGCUGAACAGUAACUCCCCCGCUCUCUGGAUCUGUCGGGAGCUCCACCUCAUGCGAGGAAGUGGUCGCUAGCAGCAGCGAUGGGCGCGUUCGGGGUCAUCCUGGGGAGUUUGCACUACAUGGGACUCUACAUCCAACUCAGCGGCCAAGCCGACGUGGAAAACCGCAUCUCCAGCAACGCUUUCUUCACAGAAGUCCCUCACGACAUUACAGCACAGAGCGGGCAAGACGUGGAGAUGGCCUGCUCUUUUCGGGGGGCAGGGUCACCCUCCUACUCACUGGAGAUACAGUGGUGGUACAUCAGGAACCACAAAGAAUGGACAGACAAACAGACAUGGACCACUAAUCAGGUGGUGCCUCAAGAUGAACUGUCGAAGGAUGCUACAAAAAUAAGCGUGGUGAAGGUCGCCGGUAGCAACAUCUCGCACAAGCUGCGCCUGUCCAGCGUAAAGCCGUCAGACGAGGGGACAUACGAGUGCCGCGUCAUCGACUUCAGCGACAGCAAGCUGCGGCACCACCGCGUACGCGCCUACCUGCAGGUGGAGCAGGCUGGAGGGAAGCCCACCGCUCCGCACCACCAGGGGGCAGCGGCAGCCAGCCCGGCCCAGGAGCCCCACAAACACCAGCCGGCCCACGGCCACCACAACCCUGGCAGAGAGCUGAGGAAGCGGUCAGCCGACGACAGCACCUCCGACUGCACAGAGAGCUGCGUGCUUUAGGGCCUAACACUCUUUCAGUCCAGGGGUCUUCUGCUGACCUGCCCAUGCCCCGCCCACAAAUGAGUUCUUUUUUCUACAGCUGUUGCCAAGUUGAGCAGGUUUUACAGCACGUUGGCCGAAAUCCCAUCCACAUAGCUCGCCUCACUGAUUUAGCUCUGCAUUUGUCCCUGCUUUUUUCCCUUAAAGCAGUUUUUAAUCUGGCACGUUGGAGUCACCGACUCGUGUUGGCUUGGGUUGGGUUCUUACUCAGAACUUCAUGUGUUUCGUGUCAGGCUUGGGUCAGGGUCUUACUGAGAACCUGAUGUGGGUCGGAUCAGGUUUUGGUCAGGUUCUUACUCAGAACUUGAUGCCGUUUGGGUCAAGCUUGGGUCAGGUUCUUAUUCAGAACAUGAUGCAGUUUGGGUCAAGCUUGGGUCAGGUUCUUAUUCAGAACAUGAUGCAGUUUGGGUCAGACUUGGGUCAGGGUCUUACUGAGAACUUGAUGUGGGUCGGAUCAGGUUUUGGUCAGGUUCUUAUUCAGAACUUGAUGCAGUUUGGGUCAGACUUGGGUUAGGUUCUUACUUAGGACAUGAUGUGGUUUGGGUCAGAACUGGAAGUGGUUCAGGAGAUGCUUGGGCUGGGUUCUUGCUCAGGAUUUGAUGUGGUUCAGGUCAGUCUUGGACCAGGGUCUUACUCAGAACUUGAUGCAUUUCGGGUCAGGCUUGGGUCGCAUCCUUUCUCAGAACAUGAUGUGGUUUGAGUCAGACUUGGGUCAGAACUUGUUGUGUUCAGGAGAGGCUUGGGCCAGGUUCUUGCUCAGAAUUUGAUGUGGUUCAGGUCAGUCUUGGACCAGGUUCUUACUCAGAACUUGAUGCAUUUCGGGCCAGGCUUGGGUCAGGUUGUUAUUCAGAGCUUGAUUGGGUUUGGGUCAUGUCCUUACUCAGAACUUGAUGUGGUUCAGGUCAGGCUAGGUUCGGGUUCUUAGCCAGAACUUGAUGUGGUUCAUGUCAAACUUGGGUCGGAUUUGUUUUCAAUACCUGAUGUUUUUAUUGUUAUUGGGUAGAACCCUUACUCAGAACUUCACAUGGUUGGGAUCUCUGGUCGAGUUCAGAUAUAAAAAUGAUGUGGUUUGGGUUCAACUUGUGUUCACACUGAGAACCUGAAGGCAGUUCAGGGCUCAGACAGAAAGUUCUGGAGGGCAUAUUCGGGUUUGGACUGAAGAUCUAUCCUGUGCUACAGUCUCAUUAGGGCAAAUGGGAUUUUUACCAGCAUUCUGUAAAGCUUGUUUAAUGUAGCAGCUGCUGCUAUGAAAGAAUGGAUAUGUGGGCAAAGCAUGGAUAGGCAGCUCCAGUCCUGGAUCUUGGCUGUUUUCCCUGCUCAGACUCACCUGAUACAACUCUUUAGUUAAUUACCAGGUUUAGUAGGUUUGUUAGAACAGAGAAACCAGACUGCUGGAUUCUGGCCUUCCAAAACCAGAACUUAUGACCCCUGCUUUAAUUCGUACACACUCGCACUACUACAACCCUCCCAUUCUCACGAAGGCCUUUCCCUGUUCUCCUUCCCCAUAGUUCCCUCUAGCUUUUCUCCCCGGAUCUUAAUACAUGAUGUAUAUUAUUGUAUAAAGCAAAAGUAAAUGUCAUCAGACCAGCGGAUGCAUGUCACAAAAUUGUUUCUUACAACAUUUGCUGUUCAAAAGGCCAAAACAGAUGGACGAUGGUCACAGUGGUGGUCAUUUUUAGUUCAUUCCAAUUGACUGUUUUGAUUAAAAAUGUUUUGGAGGAUCAUGUUUGUUAGCUAAAAGCCAAUGUUUGUAAAAGUAGGUGACAGCGUGACUGCAGCCACAGAACAUCACUCACUCACUGUAAUCGAUAGAUGGUUAAUUCUGAGAUGACGUUGGACAGCACAAGAUGUUUCAGAAAGCUGUGUAGAGGCUUUGUGUUUAUUUCAGACAAAGUAUGGUAUGAUAGAAGAGAUGCCAAAGCUUUCUUUGCUGUCACUUUAUUAGUCCUGCUUUUAGCCACCUGCAGGGGGCGCACCACAGAACCAGAAACAUUCAGCACUCUUUUAUUUUUAGCUUAUGCAUAAAGCAGGGAUGCACAACAUGGUGUCAGGAGUCCAGUGAUGCUUCUGUAGUUAGGCCCUAAGUGAAAUGGCUCUUAUAGGACUGUAACUGUAGUCCUGUACAUUAUUAAUCAUAUUUUAAUCUUAAGUUGUCGUUAGGUUGUUGCCAGGUCAUUGCUAGUAUCCCAGGUGGUUGCUAAUAUAUAUGUGUGUGUGUGUGUGUGUACAUACAUACAUAUAUAUACAUAAUGUAUUAGCAACCACCUGGGAUAGUGUAGCAAUGGCCUAGCAACAACUUGCCCUGCGAUGUUAUACUCAAAAGCUUCUUCUUCUAGUUUCUUUAUUGUUUCAUUCCGUUUAUUUUUGGCGCUGAAAUGAAAGUGACCACGGCGCAGCCGUAUUUUAAUUAAAAUAUUUAUACAUUUGAAGCAAUACAGUCUUGUAAUGUAUCUUGUGAAAGAAAAGGUUUUUUUUUCUGUUGCUUUAAGAUGUUGCAGUGAAAUGAACCGGUUCCUGAAUUGUGAUAAAUAAUCAUGAAUUCAAUUUUCAGCACAAUAUUUAUCGAGUCAUUUUAGCCCUUGUGAACAAGUCACAUCUCAGGAGAUGAGGAUGUUUUUUUAGGAUACUGGCCUUGUGAGUUGUGAAUCCCUGGUUUAAAAGUGCAGCUAUGUGAGGGCCUUGUUUAUUGAUUGAUUUAUUAUUUAUUUGUUUGCCUUAAUGUUUUCCUCAGUUUUGUAAACGAUAACUGUAAAAAUGGUGUACAUUUUAAUAAUCCUCCAGGGUGUUGGUUUCAUCUUAAAUGUAUGCUUUUAUCAAAUAAAACCAUUGUACAUUG